AUGGUGUUGCCAAGCUCUGGAACCUUGGGAGGAUGUUGCCAAACUUUGGAACCCUGCGAAGAUAUUGUCAGAUCCUGGAACCCUAGGAUGACGCUGCCAAACCCUGACUCUCAAACAGCGAUGGUGUAUUCUAAUUUUCUGAGAGAUUUUAAAACUGUUACAGAGUAUAACUCUGCUAUCCAUCAGAUUACAUCUCAGUUGAAACUCUGCGGAGAAAAUGUUACUGAAAAUGAUAAAUUGGAGAAGACUCUCUCUACCUUUCAUGCUUCGAAUGUUGUGCUGCAACAGCAGUAUCGUGAGAAAGACUUUCAAAAGUGCUCACAGCUCAUUGCAUGUCUUCUAUUAGCUGAGCAAAAUAAUGAGUUAUUGAUGAAAAAUCAUCAGUCCCGGCCCAUUGGUUCCAGUCCGUUCCCUGAAGCGAACGUGACAUUUUCUGAACGAGGCCGAGGACGUGGUCGCGGUCGCGGUCGUGAGAGUCAACGCGGUCGAUAUACCCCUUACAAUCGCCGCAGUUUUGACAUUAACAAGAUGCAGAGUAAACCCCAACAUGGGGAUAUAGCCGAAAAGGAUAAACAGGGAAAGAGGCAAAUCGGCAGUUGUAAUCGGUGUGGCAUUGAAGGCCAUUGGGCCAAUACCUGCAGAAUAGCCAAACACCUAGCCGAUCUUUAUCAAGCCUCACUGCAGAAAAAUGGGAAGGAGGUCGAGACUAAUUACGUUGAUAACGAUGACGACCCCGAUGAUGAUCUUUUGGAUUACGACACAACGCAUCUUGAUAUAGCGGAUUUUGUCGUAGAUCCAUCAAACCCCCAGUGA
This is a messenger RNA of Andrographis paniculata, 813 nucleotides long. RefSeq lists its product as uncharacterized. Gene Ontology annotation, molecular function: nucleic acid binding; zinc ion binding. The transcript has 2 exons. The record is from RefSeq and is a predicted model, not a curated record. Lineage: Eukaryota; Viridiplantae; Streptophyta; Magnoliopsida; Lamiales; Acanthaceae. Bases 1 to 813 code for a protein of 270 amino acids.